AGUGCCAAAAUGCCACGAGAGAAAAAAUAAAUUGCAGUGUUUAGUGUUGCAGGAAACAGUAGACUUAUUGUGAAUUUGGAACUAAUGUGACAUGGAAAAACGACAGCGCGAGCUGGAGUCGCUAGUGAGCACUCAAAAGGAGCAAUUGUCGCGCUACGAGAAACGCUUGAAAGACGUGGUUACUGCGUACAAGGGUUUGCUCAAAGAGAAGGAGGCGCUCGAGACCAGUUUGGCGGCGCAUGCUGAGGCCACGGCCGUCGCCAGCGAUCCAGGCGCUAAUCCCUGCGAUGUGCCCAGUGCCAGCGCAGAUGCGGCUGAUGGGGGCAGCGAUGAUGAUAGGGGACAACUGCAGACGCAAAUAAUAACGCUAAUGAAUUCGCUGGCGACGCUCUCAGCGGAAAAGUCACGUAUGGAGGCCUCGUUCCAGGCGGACAAGAAGCAGUUGCGUACGCAAAUUGCCCAGAAGGACCAGACCGUUCAGGAGCUGCAGGCCAAGGCUAAGGAGCAGCAAUUGCGUGCCAAGCAAGACGUCGACGAGGUGAAGGCCAAGUGGAUUGUGGAGCGGCAGGAGCGUGAGAAGGAGACCAACAAUCAAAUGAUUAUGCUGCGUGAACUGCAAAAACUCUACGCGGAUGAGCGUCAUCUUAAGGAGAACAUCGAGAUGCAGCUGAACAACUUCAAGACCCAGUUCGCCAGCAAUGAGGGCGAGAAUAGUCGACUGCGUGAGCUUCAGCUGCAGCUGAAGGAGGCGCGUGCGCAGCUAAAGCAUAGCCAAGCCAAGGCAGACCAGACAACGGCUGCUGCCCAGGCGUCGGAGAACAGUGCACUGUUGCAGCAGGUGCGCCAAGAGAUGCAGCAGCUCAAGGAACAACAUGCUGUCGCAAUCAAACAGGAACAGCGCCGUGUGCUGCGUGCCGAGGAACAGAGUCGACGACAGACGGCGUUGCACGAGGAUCGUGUGGCUAAUCUGGAGGCGCGCCUGGCCGAACUGAGCAGCACCGUAGGCAGCUAUGAUCGACUGCGUCAACAGGAUCAGGAUAACAUACAUGCGCUCAAGCAGCAGCUGCACGAACUGGAGCAGGCGCACAAGGGUAAUGCGCCCGCACCGGGUUUGCUCAGCGAUGCGGACAUGGGCUCGUUGGUGGAUGAGAUUGUGCGGUUGAAGAAGCUGCUUAUCAAUGCCAACGCCCGCUCCUCGAAUCCCAUUGACCUGAGCCAAGUGCUCGGCAGCAUCGGCAGUAGCCAUGCAGCGAAAGCCGUCGACAGUCAUGUUCAGUGCGAGCAGCAGCUUCAGAAUCUACAACAACAAUUGCUGGACACAAAUAAGCAUCAGCGUGCUCAGCUGGAGCAGAAGAUCCAAUUGCAGCAGACGCACAUACAGACGCUGCAGGAUAAGGUGCAGGUGCUUAAUCGCAACAUAGACGACGCCGAGCUGGAGCUAAAGCAGCAGGGCGACAAGAUGCGAAUGGCCCUGAAGAAUGAGCGUGCCAAGUGGCAGGAGGCGAAAGCGGAGCUGGAGAAUGAGACGCGCUGCAAGCUGAAUGAGCUGGAACAGUUGCUGCAGAAGCAGCGGCAACGAUCGCUGCAGCUGCUCGACGAGAAGGAGCAGGAGAUUAAAACAUUGCAAACCUCCUUCGAAGUGUUUCACAAGCCCAAUGCAUCGCCACUGGAGGCGACUGAAUCCUUUGCCUACUCCUCUGACGCGGACAGCGUAGCGGAUGUGGAGGGUGAACGCGAGGCAAAGCUUAAGGUAAAGCCGAAAAAGCUAUCCCUGGGCGACAACUGUCACAUGCUGCACUAUGCCAAUGAGCUGGCGAGGAAGGACAUUGAAAUAACCACGCUGCGCAAAUCUAAAUAUGCUGCCGAGUCCACGUUGCGCAAGGCUAUACAGGACAAGGUCAGCGCCCAGCAGGAGAUGCACGAGAAGAUUGAGUAUCUCGAGGAGCAGGUGGACAGGCUGGAGCGCUGCAAGACGCGCGAAGGGGCUAAUUUGGAGUACCUGAAGAACGUCAUCAUUAGCUUCAUUGUCACCCGGGAUGCGGAUGACAAGCGUCACAUGCUGAACGCCAUCAGCGCCGUUCUGCAGUUUACCACCCUCGAGAUGCAGACGAUUAACGCCGCAUUCCAAAGGAAGUAGUAUCUUGACAGUUUUUCCAUUACUGAGUAGUUCAUAUGUACAUCAAAAUAAAUACUAUGUUUAAUAUAAUUUAUGGGCAGUUCCCCAGGAAGGUCCUCCAUAACCGAAAUCUUAAAAAAGAAAUCUGUCUUUAUUUAGAAUUAAACAAAUUAACGGACAAGCUCAA
Drosophila grimshawi is the source of this 2303-nucleotide messenger RNA. It is a transcript of the gene GCC88, whose product is annotated as GRIP and coiled-coil domain-containing protein 1. The coding region runs from base 92 to 2137 and encodes 681 amino acids. The transcript has 3 exons. The record is from RefSeq and is a predicted model, not a curated record. Gene Ontology annotation, cellular component: Golgi apparatus. NCBI's taxonomy places the organism in Eukaryota, Metazoa, Arthropoda, Insecta, Diptera, Drosophilidae.